This is a messenger RNA of Malurus melanocephalus (red-backed fairy wren), 8538 nucleotides long. RefSeq names its product diphthamine biosynthesis 6 (gene DPH6). The record is from RefSeq and is a predicted model, not a curated record. Lineage: Eukaryota; Metazoa; Chordata; Aves; Passeriformes; Maluridae. Gene Ontology annotation, molecular function: diphthine-ammonia ligase activity. Bases 150 to 2258 code for a protein of 702 amino acids. Gene Ontology annotation, biological process: protein histidyl modification to diphthamide. The transcript has 15 exons.
GGGAGGCGGCCAAGCGGUAGCGGUAGCAACGGAGGAGCCGGCAGCGUGCGCAGCCCCGCGUGGCUGUAGCGACCGGGCUCCUUCCCGCUGCGCUUGCYGGCUCUCGCCCGCCUCCCUGUCAGUGUUACCGCCCCCGGCCUGUGAGCAACAUGAGAGUAGUGGCUUUGAUCAGCGGUGGGAAGGACAGUUGUUAUAAUAUGAUGCAGUGUGUUGCUGCUGGGCAUCAGAUUGUUGCUCUAGCCAAUUUAAGACCUGCUGAAAAUACAGGGCAGACUGAUGAAUUGGACAGCUAUAUGUAUCAGACAGUAGGACACCAUGCCAUUGACCUAUAUGCUGAUGCAAUGGAUUUGCCCCUGUAUCGUGGUUUUAUAAAAGGUACCAGUGUAAAUACSGGAAGAGUGUAUACUGCAUGCCAGGAAGAUGAGGUUGAAGACCUUUACCAGCUCAUGAAACUUGUUAAGGACAAAGAAGGAGUGGAGGGUGUAUCCGUGGGAGCCAUUCUUUCYGACUACCAGAGAGUUCGAGUUGAAGAUGUGUGCAGAAGGCUUAAUCUUCAGCCUUUAGCUUACCUCUGGCAUUGGAACCAGGAAACAUUGCUUAAAGAAAUUAUAUCAUCUAACAUUCAAGCCAUAAUCAUAAAAGUUGCAGCUUUUGGUUUAGAUCCAGAUAAGCAUCUAGGAAAAACUCUAGGUGAAAUGGAACCUAUUCUUUUGGAGCUCUCUGAGAAAUAUGGAGUCCAUGUUUGUGGAGAAGGAGGAGAAUAUGAAACAUUCACUCUGGACUGCCCUCUGUUUAAGAAGAAAAUAGUUGUAGAUUCAGCCAAGGUGGUCGUGCAUUCAGCUGAUGCAUUUGCACCUGUGGCCUACCUUCAUUUUUUAAAAUUACACCUGGAGAAUAAGGAGGAAGAAUCUUCAGGUACUUUUGUGGUCAGUAGCUGUUCCUGUGAGAGAAGCUGCACUGAUGAUGAUAUUUUCCGAUCAUACUCAGAAGAGCAUGAACCACAGAAGAAUAUUCCAGUCCUCUGGAAGACUUUGAAACAUAACUCUUUGGAUUUCACUAAGACGUUUGAAAAUUCAGGAAAAUCCCUGAGUGGUUACCAGUGGUUUUCAGGUAUCACUGCCCACUUCCUCCCAUCAACGGAUAAAAAUGCUCAAGAUGCAGCACGGGAAGCAUUUUCUUCUCUCAGAGCUAAUUUGACUUCAGAGGGAUUGAAACUGAAAGAUAUUAUUUUGGUUCAUCUAUAUAUGAAGAGCAUGAAAGAUUUCAGUGUUAUAAACUCAGUUUAUGUGACAGAAUUUGAUUUGUGUCCACCAGCAAGAGUAUGUGUGGAAACGCUUUUACCUGAUGGAGUGCUGUUUUGCAUUGACUGCCUUGCGCAUAAGUAUGACAUUGCGACAGAUGAUGURGUACAUGAUGAAAAGCUGGUCAUGCAUGUACAGAGCAUUUCCCACUGGGCACCUGCCAGCAUAGGACCUUACAGUCAGUCCAUCAAGGUUGGCAGUGUUCUCUACUGUGCUGGACAGAUUGCUCUGGUACCUUGCACAAUGCAGCUUGUUGGCGGUGGCGUUUGCACAGAGGCCGGAGUUUCCCUCCGGCACGUUGAGCGAGUCCUUCAAGCUAUGAGCCAGAAGACUGCACUGCACCACGUCAUCACAGCCAGCUGCUACGUAACUGACAGCAAGAGCAUUCCUAUUGCUCGCUCCAUAUGGCAGAAGAAAUUAAGAGAAUGUCAAAAGGUUGAAGAUUCAGAGAUGUAUCAUGAUGAAACUUCAGUAUGUGGGUUGCUUGCUGUGGUUGUAAUAUCUCACCUACCCAGAGAUGCUGCCAUUGAAUGGCAUGUUGUUGCAGUAGUUGAUGAUCCACUCCAAAGAAAACAUUUUGCAAUGAAGAUGUUGUCAGAGGGCUUCCAAAUUGAGUGUGAAUSUGUGGAGUCUUGUUCUGUAUCUUGUGCAUCAAUCUCAUUACGCCUGAGCUUGAUUUCACCAUCCACUUCUCACCUUGAUUUAGACGGGCYUCUUCAUGACUUAGUUGCUAUGUUUAAACAAGCUGUUGACAAACUUUCAGAAGACUGCAGUGCAAGUCCUUUGUCCUUUAGAACUUUCUUCAAGGAGCAUGUCUUUGAUGCUGAAACACUGCAAAAAGGACUGCAAGGAUACCUUGAAAAAUAUUUGGAAGAGAAGACCCCAGCUCUGAUUUUAGUACCUGUGGUGGAUUUACCUGGCAAAGAUGUUAUUCAUAUAACAUGCUGGCUAAGCUAGCAGUUUGUAGGACAUGAGCUGAUAUCAAAACACACAUACAUUCCAUUCAGGAGAGAACAAAGAAAAGAGSCAAUACUAACUGUUGGAUACUUUCAUGAAGCAAUAUUGUUUGGUUUAAGCAAAGUCGUAUUAUCUUGUUAAUGAGGUCUCGUGAUAUGUGAUAGAGUCAAGUUUGUAUGAAGAAUUAAGAUUUCUUUUAAAAAUAAUGUAUUUUUUUCGGACUUAUUUUUAGAUGUCUGCAUGUAGUAGCAGGUAACUCUUGGGAGAUGCAGUUGCUCUGAUUGCAUUGGUUCUUUAAAAUAUUUAGGUCUGGUUACAAUAUACCACUUAUAACUUCAGAUCAUUUGGAUGGAGGGGAAACUAGAACAUUAUCUCCAAUAUGGUUUUAAGGCCUGAAUUCCUAGGUUGAAUUUACUCACUUCAGGCCAGCUCAUGAAAACCUUAUUUGUGGCCAGAUUUUAACUAUUUUCUAGCACCAGGGAAGAAUUAUUCAGAGUAGUAUUUAGGAUGGCCAUUUACUGAAACAGAUGAUGGAAAUGAUGGCCAGACAGUAGGAUUUGCCAUCCUGCUUCCUGAGCUAGGGGCAUAUUUUUAUUUUAUAUCUGGUUAGACAGCUCUUAUUAAAGAGUCACCAACAUUCAGGUAGCUACCAGCUACCAGUAUUCAGACCUACCAUAGACCUAGGGCUUCGGUUUUCUCCAGGAAAUCAACAGGACUUUUACCACUGCUUUCACUAAAACAGGCUCAGACACACAUGUGAAGCUCCUACCAAUUUCAAUGCCACUGAUAUUUUACUUAUUACAUGAUGUCACUUUAGAAAAGAAAGCCUUUUGGACUUUGCUUGAGGCAUUAAGGCACUGUGGAAAAAUCAUACUUUCAGACAAAGGCUWUGAAAUUAAACCUUCCAGAAUGAGUAUCAAACCUUUGCAUUGCCUAUAUUCUACRUAUAUCUAUAUAUCUAUAUAUUCUCAUGGCUUCCUUCCAGUGUAUGAGCACUGGAGCUAAGUGACCAGCACUCCAGUUACCCUUCUCUUCCACCAGCAUAUAUCUGAGAUGCCUUCAAAAAAGUCAUCUGCAUGGCAGGAGCUUUACUUUGAGGUGACUAAGAGGUGGACUUAGCACUGCAGAGCUGCCAUCUUCUCUAGUAUGAAUUUUUUCACAGGUCUUUAAAUAUUUUUGAAAGGCAAGGCAAAGAGGUUUUUAUAUAACAGUGUAUAAAUAUAUGCUUGUAUUAAAUUUCUGGAGAAAAAAGGGAUGAAUCUGUUAACAAUACAUUAGUUGAUUAGUAUUCAGGAUCAUUUUUACAUUCGACUUACACAUAUUUGAUCCUUGCUCUUUCCCACGAUCAGAAAAGGAAUUGUUAAUACCUGGAUGUGCCUGGUUUAUUUGAAUUCUACUCUUUUGGAAGGUUAAAUAAUUCUCUCACUACUCCCUGGAAAUACCAGUACUUUAUUUCUCUCAGUGUGGAGUGCCCACGGGCCAGAGACACAAUAGACUGUAAGAGAAGAAGAUGUACUUUCAGAAAGAUAAGGCUGAAGCUUAUUCUUUCAUUGAUACAUAUGGAAACUAAAGAGAUAGCAWAAGUUUCACUGUGACUCCUGUAGCAGUCAUUUUUUUCAUCAUGAGUUUAAAAAAGAUACUGAAACACAUUGAUCUUAGCUUUUGUACUGUACUGGAUCUUUUAAGGUGGCAGGAUAUGUGCUCCUAAAGAAAUCAGCUUUUCCUGCAAGUGUUCCUACRAGAUUCAUGACUCAAACUAGUGUGCUUCUUUUCCUAGUAGAGCUGCCUUGAGAAAUGGUAACAGAAUGCAUUGAUUUGAAAAACAGUGUGAUCUUUUAUUUUUCUCUCAACUGAAAGCAAACUUAAUCCUUCUUUAAGGAGAGAAUUAGAACUUCAACAGGUUACAUUAUGAAUAUAUAAAAAAGAGUAGUUUUCUGACUUUUUCUCUUAGAGAGGCUUCAAACAAUUUCUGAGUGGUGUGAGUGACUACAAGUAUAAGCUCAGUCUACGCUGUUUUAAAUAUGAACAAGGCCAUUUGUGCAACAUUGAUAUGUACGGUAGGUGACUAAAGUGCUCUAUCACAUGAAGACUAAGACUUUCAUAAUAGAGAGAAAUAGCACAAUUUAAUCUGCCUUAUGCUGCCAUACUUGCAUCAGAAUUACUGGGUCCURCUAUGAGUAAGAUGUUUCAGCAGACCUCUUUAUCACUUUUUUUGUAACAAAGUGGUARCUGAAGACAUGAGAUGGGGAGAUGGGUACAGACAUCCACACACACACACACACACAUAUACAUGGUUCAGUGAAAAGAGGCAAAGACAUCAAUAUUCAAAACUUUUAUAUUCAGGGGGGUUUCAUUGUGGUUUUUUUUUGUGGAGUUUUCUUUCCCAGCAAGCUCGGUAGACUAUCUACCCCAGCAAGUUUUAAUCUUGAGACUAUAAAUCCCRUAUGUGCUAAGACACUGAUUUUGAGGACUUUAUAUGCACACAAAUUCUUCUGUUUCUCUGAUUUUUACUAAGCCUACAGGAAAAUAUUUUGUUUGCUUAUUAUGACACAAAAUAUUGGCUGAUUCCAGCACUCGGAACACAGAAGGCCUAUGUAAUGGGUGGGAAAAUGUCUUUAAAAAUGUAACCCAAAGUUUUCAUUUUUUUAUUUCUCUGCUUAACAAGUGUUAGAAUAUGUCUUUCACAUCUCUGCUUCUUUUUUUUUUCAGAAAGUAAUCUGUCUUGUUAUAGUUCUGUGUGUCCAUAAAAUUUUUGYCUCCUACCUUUUAAAAGUCUCUGUAUAUCAAUUUCUUUAAUUGCUUGAAAGUAUAACCAAAUGGCACUGUAAGAUCAAAACUGAUUUAGUAACUUUGUGCUGUACUCAUUUCAAAACCCAGUGAUGGUAACAGUACCAGUGAGCCUUUACAAUGCACGUGGCUAAGCUGCUAUAAAGGCACCAGAGCUGAUCUUCCUAAAUAGAUUUUAAAAUGACAUUGAGAUAUUUUAAGCAGAGAUUAUUUAAUUUUUUUCCCUGUGAGUUUUACAGUUAGGUAAUUCAGGAGCUGAUUUGUUACACCAGAUAGCAUGGGUACAUCUUUUCUCUUGGCCUUCAGAAGUCUGAUGAGCACUGGAAGCAGGAUGUCUCCUGAGUAUUAGAGAGGUAAUCUGAAGCAGCUCUUCUCUUUCAAGGACAUCCUGUUCAAUCCAUUAUCUCCUGUCUGUGUGCAUAGUCUAUCAAAAUACAGUGACUGAAUCAAAAUCUUAUUUCAAAUAAGAAUGCAUUGGUUUAAUAAAAGAUUUGUACCGCAUGGUGUAAUAGUUUUCUAAAUGAACACUCAAAUCCUAAAAUACAAAACUUUUCAGAAUGGGUUUGCUUUAGCAAACCCAGUUUGGUCUAUGUAUUAAAGUAUUCUGAACUCUCUGAGUACUAAUUGGCACUUAUUAUUUAAGUAACCUGCUUUUACUAUUAUAAAUGUCUGGCAUUGAGAAUACAUAUUAAGAAUACUUGACAAUUUACUAAUUUAUGAUCUUUUUACUUGUAUUUUAAUAUUUCUGGCAAGCCAGCCUGUGUUGAUGUAUUAGACAAACAUUCAAAGUACAGACUUGAAAUCUUGAAAGCUUCUUUUUUUCAACUUUCAUCUGAACACCGAAUAUUUUUGACCUAUUUUACAUUUUAAUUUUAUAAAACAGACUGGGUACCUGUGAAUUGAACUCAUAUGUUACAUGAAAGUGCCCUUUUACUGAUGAUUCACUGCUCACACUUUCUUGGAUUUGACUUCUGUUGGAUUAAUUCAUGACUAGGAUUUGCCUGUGAUUUCUUCCUUUUCUCAUUUUUAGAUCACUGCCUGUUUUUUUCCCUACAUUUCCAAACAGUCUGGUUGUUCUGAGGAUCUUCUCACAGGAUAUGUCACUGGCCUUAGGUCUCCUUACCAUUGCCUUGACUCUCCAUUUCACUUGCAAUGUUUCAAAAACCUUUGUUAGAUAUGCCUGCUCAUCCUCCACCUCCUAUUAUAUGUGUAUUUUGUGACUGCAUCAAUCCUAAGUCAUUUCAAAAUACUGUUUGCAUGAUUUAACACGGUUGAUAAGACUUACUGUCCAUAGUACAACAGGAUAUACACAAAAYAGGUCCGAUUUCACAUUUGCUUUUAGCAGCUUUCAGAAGUUCUUCUCUGAAUUAUAAGGAUACCCAAUUCAGAAAAAAAUAAUGGUUCAUAACAAAACCAUAAGCUGAACUAAAUGCCAUGAACAAAUUGACAGCUGCCCUGAUCUAGAAACCUGUUAGGGCACAUGUUCAAGUCAGGAGGCAUUGGUUAGGAUCAYACCACCCUUUCCUGGGAAAGUUCAAGCAUAUCCAUUAGAUUUCUUGUGCCUUUAUUUCCAUACUUGUAUGUUUUCUCACCCUUGUAAAGGUGUUGGCAAAGGGAUGUUAUGUUGUAGUCAUACAACCUGCAAUAACAAAAAGUUUAGACUGAGUGAGCAGCACACAUGAGUGUGAAAGUAAUGUUGUAGUGGGAACCAGAAUGAAUGUGAUCACAGACAGAAAUUUGCAUGAGCACAAUCUGGAAAGCUUUUCUCCCCGCACACUGCCUGCAGCAGUCUCAGAUCACAUAAGUCUAUAAUACAUCUAGUAACAUUAAUGAUACAUUUUACAGAAUGAUUCAUCCCCGAUGAUCCUGAAGUGCUUUACAUGUCCAUCACAUAAAAUUUUCUUGGGCCAUCACUGGGACAGCCGUACACAUGCUAGGGCCUCACUCUCCACAGCGAGAGUAUAGCAGGUCUCAGGUUAUGCUGCUGCAAGAAGAACUCCYCCACUCUCCAGUCCCCAAGGAGGGGUAUUUGCUUUGGCAGAAGAGCAGUUUUCAACCUCACGGGCACAUGACCUGGCAGCUAGCAUUACUAAUUUCUGUUAUUCAUGAAAAGACUUGUUCUAUUUUAGAUUUUUCCAUGAUAGAGGGGAAAAAUCCCUCUUCUGUUCUCUGUCUCUAUUGUCUUUCUGAAACUCCUGCUAUCAGCAGCUGUUGACAGUACUGUCUUACCAUAACAUCCUUCAUACAYCACGUAAUUGCCAUACCCUCCCUUUACAAGCAAGACAUCAUUUGUCUGAGAUAGAAGUUGUGCCAUUACAUUAGGGGUGCAAGCUCAUGCAAGCAUUGCUUCCCCUUCACUGAUUCUCAUAAGUUUGUUGGUAGCUGCCUUGACAUUAGUUUAUUUUGUUGCUUAUAAAAGACCAGGGGCCCAGAAGGAAGAAAUGUAUUUCUCAGAUCUAAGAGUUGCUUCAUUGCAACAAAGUUCAGUCCUGCUCCCACACAGACCUAACYGUUCUGCAGCAAGACCCAAAUACAUGCAAAUAUAGAGCCUUUUGUAACUGAGCCAAAUUACCAGAGCUCUAGAGUUGGAUCUGUUAAGGUUCAAAGCAGGAGGUGUUAAAAGAUAUGAAAUAAUAGGAAACACAGACAAGAAGUUAUUGCCAAAGGAAUGGCAUUACUAGGAACUGGUGGGGAAGUCAAACUAAAAACAGGUCUAGGGACCUAAGGGGUUUAUUCUUUAUUUAUGGAAUGUCUUUGAAGGAAAGGACCCUGGACUGCCUUCUCACUACUAGCAGUUCUAACUAUAAAAGAUUAAUGAAUGAAAAACAAAGAGGAAUAAAUAGAGUUGCCAGGAAAGAGAUCCAGAAGUGAACUUUAAAAGGCAUCUCUCAUCCCUUCAAYGAAGUACAAAAUGGUAAAUGCUUCAAUUACUGUAAGAGCUUGCGUUGGUCUGGGUCUGAAGGUGAGGAUGUCUGAAAUGAGGGUAAUAUGCAAGAGAAGUCACCGGUUGUGUGCCAUCCUGCUGUUAAGGGACUUUUCUCCUGGAUACUGCCACAAGAAAUGUGGUUAAUAGGCCUUGACUGGAAAGCUAUAGCCCAUAAAUGUGCUUUUCAUCUGUACUCCUCCUUGAUCAAGGUGCUGCAGUGUACCGAGAUGUUGAUUCAGGACUCAUCUUCAUUGUUAUGGAUCUUGUUUAAAACUAUUUAAAUGCUGAAAUUCUGAGUAUUAUUUCAUACUGCAGCUCAGAUUAGGCAAGCCAAAUGUGAUUCUCUUUAUGCUACAGUCCCCAGUGCAGACAAAAAGCUUUCUCAGGUUGAGAUCCUGCCACUCWUGUAAUUAUUUAGAGAAAGACAGCUCCACUGCUUCAACUCCAGUACUUCACAAGAGGAAUGGAAACAUUAGGAAAAGUUUUUUUUUUUUUCUUUGAUGUAGAAUAUGCUGCCACUUUUUUGUUAUUAAAAUAGGAGCUAACUUUAAAUAAAUAAAAUUUWGC